CUCUUUCCAUCUGCCUGACGAAGGCAGCAUUUUUGCCGACAAUGGAAGUUAUUCAUACUGAGCAUGCAGUCGCGGACGUCGUGCGGCUGAUGUCUACUACAGAGGGUCGCACGAAGGUGUACCGUCUGUUGCAAUAUGCUUCGAAAGCUUUGCAACUUACGCUCCACCGCGGGUUUCAUGUCAACCCGGACUCAAGCGAGAGCAUCCGCAUGUUCAAGGUGCUUGAAUCUCUCAUGGGAACUUGCCGCAAAGCCAUGCGACUCUUUAGGUUCAUUGAUAUGUGGAUGCUCUUUCCUACUGUCAAGGACAAGAGUUCGGUGACGCGAUUCCUCCGAAAAGCUCGAAUCCUCACGUUUGUGUGCAUGUACCUGUUCGAGAACAUCUCGUUAUUCUUCCCCUCAACCCACGUGACAGUCGACGAAGGACAAGGCAAGCGAAGGACGGUCCUCACCGUUCGGUGGAGUCGGUGGUGCCACGUGUGCUGGUUUGCCUCGCUUGUGCUUGGCAUUACCCUCGACAUGCGUCUCGGUCGUCAAAUAUCCACCUUUGCCAAGCUGAAGAACGUCAUGGAUCUUCCCAUUGCACUCAUACUGGCACUGCGUGUGCGAGUGGACGAUGCUCUUCUCUGCGGUUUAAGUCUCUCAAGUGCACUUUUGGGGGUGCAACUCCAGUGGACCGGGCGCCCAUCGCUCAUCACAAUCAAGUCGUUGGAUAGCGCCGAGUAGCGAAGUCUUCGUGUCAAGGAAUGGGCGCGGAGACCAUGUAUUUAAUGGAUGCACACUGCUGGUUGAGCCAUUCCAUGGUGCAAUGGGCAUGUGAACACAUGAGUCUACCUUAUUGAAUGGACGAACGACAUGUGAUGCUAGACUGGGGGGAGACCCAUUGCUUCUCGAAGCUCCAUGAUUUGCUUGCGCUGGGCAAAGGGCAGACCUUGGAUAACUUCUGGCGCGAGGUUUUGCACUUCCUCCAGCAGUUUCUGAUGUUCAGGGUCAAGGUUAAGUCCUUUCGACGCGUUCUCUUGUCGCACAGCCGAUGGUGCGUCGUCUCGGUUCAUAUUCAGUCGGAGUUGGAUCUGGGCCAAAGCUCGGGCAAACUCGACGUGUUCAUUCAGCAUUUGCGCCGCUUCUUCCGGCUUGACUUCGCAGAACGUCUUCAUGUGAUACAUUAGCUCGUACACAUCGGCCUCACUCAUCUCUUCGACGGCCUGGGCGAACACAGGUGCCGACAUCUUUGCAUUCGGCGUCUCCAUGUCGUCCAAGCCACUUGAAC
Messenger RNA from Aphanomyces invadans, 1269 nucleotides. RefSeq lists its product as hypothetical. Gene Ontology annotation, biological process: regulation of peroxisome size; peroxisome fission. The record is from RefSeq and is a predicted model, not a curated record. NCBI's taxonomy places the organism in Eukaryota, Oomycota, Saprolegniomycetes, Saprolegniales, Verrucalvaceae. Gene Ontology annotation, cellular component: peroxisomal membrane. The coding region runs from base 42 to 725 and encodes 227 amino acids. The transcript is spliced from 2 exons.